CUGUAUUUACUGAUCUCUGACCGUCUCUGAUAAUCUCUGAUAAUCUGAUCAGAUUAUCUCAGCAUCACCUCUCUCUCUCUCUCUCUCUCUCUCAGUGUCUCUCGCCCCGCCUCAGCAGAUGGUCUCUCUGAGGAUCUGUUUCUGUUUCCACGGCGACCCGAACACGCAACACGUCUCUGAGCGGACGGAAUAAAGUUUGAUUUGGGAGGUUUGUUACAUCGUCACCUGGAGCCUGAAGACAGCGAGGGAACUAUUGAUUAUCAGGUGUGUUUGUGUUUCAGGAUGAUGCUGAAUGACAGGUGGACCAUCAUGAACAACAGCAGCUCCGAGCUUGACAGCAAACGACCGAGUAAACACAAGAGGUGCUGCAGCUUCCUGUUAUGGUCCGUUGUCGUUUUAAUCGUCAUAGCAACCAUCGUCACAGUAACAGUCACUAUCCUGUACCUGAACCAGUAUCCUCUGCCCUUCAUCAGCAGUAACAGGGGCGGGGUCUCCUCCUCCUCACCUGUAAUCUCAACCAAUCCCAGAGAGUCUGGCGCCCUGGUGUCCAUCUCCCGGGUUGCAGACGGAGAGCCAAUCAGCAUCUUCUUGGACCCGAACUGUCCAGACUACAGCGAUAGCUUCCUGCGCUGGGAGGCGCUGCAGAGCUCUCUGCUGCGAGCGCUGUCCAAUCACAACGCAGAUGACUGGCAGGACACGGGAUUGGUCCAGAAGCUGGCCGAGGAGCUGAAGGUGUUGUCAGGCCACGCCCACCACCUGAGGCUGGAAGCUGAUUCGCUGAAAAGAGGUCAAGGUGUUCUGGACCAGCAACUGGUCGCCUUGCAGAGCGAGCAGAGCCGCAUCUCUCAGGUGUUAUCUGACAGCCACUCAGGUGUGAUGAAGCUGGCUGCAGGUUUCAGUGAUUCUCUGCUCGGCCUGCAGAGGGAGACAGAGAGUCUGAGGAGGCUCAGCAGUGAGCUGCAGAGGGACAGCAGAUACAGAGCUGGGAGACCCAGAGACUGUAGUGAUGUCAUGGCGUCAGGCGGCGCUCAGGACGGCGUUUACUCUGUGUUUCCAACCCACGACCCCGACGGCUUCAUGGUUUACUGUGACAUGACCACCGAUGGAGGAGGCUGGACGGUGAUCCAGAGGAGGGAGGACGGCUCGGUGAAUUUCUUCAGAGAGUGGGCUGCAUACAGAGACGGGUUCGGCAAAACUACAGGAGAGCACUGGCUAGGUCUCCAGAGGAUCUACUCUCUCACUGGCUCAGGUGGUUAUGAGUUACGGAUCGACAUGGCUGACUUCGAUAACGCCACAGCCUUCGCUCGUUACGCUGAGUUCUCUGUUGGUCGAGACUCAGUGAACCCCGAGGAGGACGGGUACCCGCUGACCGUGGACCAGUACUCCGGGACCGCAGGCGACUCCCUCCUGAAGCACUCUGGGAUGCGUUUCACCACAAAAGACCGGGACCAGGACCAGUCAGAGAACAACUGUGCAACGUACUACCAGGGGGCGUGGUGGUACCGUAACUGCCACACCUCCAACCUGAACGGGCAGUACCUGAGCGGAGGCCACGCCUCCUACGCUGACGGCGUGGAGUGGUCCAGCUGGACGGGCUGGCAGUACUCGCUCAGGUUUACCGAGAUGAAGAUACGACCUAACGCUAAACCGGACUCCUGAUCAUCUGAGCCUAAGCCUGACCCCUGACCAUCAACCCCCCCUUAAACCCUGACCCCUGACCUUUGACCCCGCCCUUAAACCCUGCCCUUUGAGCCAAAGCCUGACCUUUGACCUCUCUGCAGCAGCUUCAGCCGUGUGUUUGUUUUAUAAAACGUGUCCUUGUCUCUGGAAGGGGACCUGUUGUGCUCUCUGUUUUAGAUCAUACAGCGUCGGACGUUCAGACUAAAGAGUUCCACAUCGUGAGGUAAAGGACGGUAACAGUGAUUUAUUUAACAGUCUUUAUAUGGUCACGACCUGCUCCGGGCUCAGCACGCCACCAGGUACAGGGACGCCGUCCACCCGCUCAGCCUGCCUCAGUACUUCUGAGACUCUGCAGGUGUUCAGGACGUCUCGGUAGUGAAGGAAAGAUUCUUGAUGGACAGAUGGCUUUACUUGUUGCUAAGGUUACCGCUUGCUACUGCUAACUGUAGUUAGCGUUAGCUCAGUUAGCCGUAAGCUAGCUGACUGCGCCCUAACAGGGAGUUGUGAGUCCGGGCCUGAAGACCUCGUCCUCCCGGGGGUCCCGGGGCUUGAGAUCCCAGUCCAGGCAGAGGAAGCCCCAGGAAGCUUGCUGUGAAGCCAACCUGACAUAGAGACUGACUUUUGAGCGUCUCAGAACCCCGACAUGACUCGGUUCACCGUCAGAAUCCAGCACAGCAUCCGCUUCUCUUUAUACGGCCAUCAGCAGAGUUAGCUAAACCCCUCGGCAAACUUUCCUGAACUUUGUCCAGUCCUGAACACAUUUCACACAACAGACGUCGCAUAAUUUCAUGAAUUAAGUGAAGUGUUUCCUCAAAUCAUAACUUACAGUCAGGGUUUUAAGUCACUUUGAGUCCGUGUGAAGUCACGGGUCAUUGGUGUUAAAGUCGAGUUACAAGUCUUUUUUGAUUUUCACGUCCAAAGUCGUCAUAUCUGGGAGUCCAAGUCAUGUGACUCGAGUCCACGCCUGUGCUUUUUAAACGGUGGGUCAGAGCUGGAGAUGAGCAUCACGGGUCCCCUUAAAGAGGAAAAUCAAUGAUUUCACUGUUCUGAGUUCAUAUUGAUGAUGUGAGAGUUUACGUGAAUGUGGUUGAUUAAAGAGUUUCUGAUUGAA
Messenger RNA from Micropterus dolomieu (smallmouth bass), 2791 nucleotides. It is a transcript of the gene fibcd1a, whose product is annotated as fibrinogen C domain containing 1a. Lineage: Eukaryota; Metazoa; Chordata; Actinopteri; Centrarchiformes; Centrarchidae. Bases 283 to 1659 code for a protein of 458 amino acids. The transcript has 9 exons. The record is from RefSeq and is a predicted model, not a curated record.